Acinonyx jubatus (cheetah) is the source of this 2655-nucleotide messenger RNA. It is a transcript of the gene HGH1, whose product is annotated as HGH1 homolog. The record is from RefSeq and is a predicted model, not a curated record. NCBI's taxonomy places the organism in Eukaryota, Metazoa, Chordata, Mammalia, Carnivora, Felidae. The coding region runs from base 235 to 1452 and encodes 405 amino acids. The transcript has 6 exons.
UUGCGGGCGCCUCCAGGGCCACCCUCGGCCGCGGCGUGGGGCUGGGGGCGGAGCACGCAGUCCACAACGCGCAGGCCCUCGGUGUGGCUCCGCCUCCGGGCGCCGGCCCCGCCUCCGCACGUCGACCCAGCCCCGCGCGCGGAGUGGGCAGCCUCCCGACUGGUGGCUGCGGCUUCCGUUCCUCUGACGGGCCGGGUCUCAGCCCGGGUGGCGGCUGGGGUGAUCCGCGCGGGCAUGGGGGAGGCCAGGACUGGCGCGGGCGCGUUGGCUAGUGGGCUAGCUUCCGCAGGGUCGCCGAUGCCGGAGGCCGGCCUGGAGGCGGAGGUGGCGAAGCUGCUGCCCUUCCUGGCGCCCGGGGCGCGGGCGGACCUGCAGGCGGAGGCGGCGCGGCACGUGCUGGAGCUGACCGGCUCCGGGUCCGGUCGGACGCUGCUGGCCGGCCAGGCGGCUCUGCUGCGGGCGCUGGUCGAGCUGGCCGCGGCCCCGGCCCCGGCCCCGGCGCGCGACGCCGCUCGCGCCCUCGUCAACCUCGCUGCCGAGCCCGGCCUGCACGAGCCGUUGCUGCAGGCCGAGCCCGAGCUGCCUGCCCGCCUGCUGGGCCGCGCGUUGGAUCCACAGUGGCCCUGGGCCGAGGAGGCGGCCGCCGUGCUGGCCAACCUCAGCCGAGAGCCGGCGCCGUGUGCCGCGCUGAUGGCAGCGCUGGAGGUCGCGGAGCCGGGGGAGUCAGGCCUGGGGCGGCUGGUGCGCGCGCUGUGCACGCCUGGCUACAACGCCCGCGCGCCCCUGCAUUACCUGGGGCCAAUGCUCUCCAACCUCAGCCAGCGUCCCGCGGCGCGCGCCUUCCUGCUGGACCCCGACAGGUGCGUGGUCCAGCGGCUGCUGCCCCUUACCCAAUUCCCAGACUCCUCCGUGCGCAGGGGAGGGGUGGUGGGGACUCUCCGAAACUGCUGCUUCGAGCAUCGACACCACGAGUGGUUGCUUGGGCCCGAGGUGGACAUUCUCCCUUUCUUGCUGCUGCCCCUGGCUGGCCCCGAGGACUUCUCCGAGGAGGAGAUGGAGCGGCUGCCUGUUGACCUGCAGUACCUGCCGCCAGACAAGCAGAGGGAGCCUGAUGCCGACAUCCGAAAGAUGCUCAUUGAAGCCAUCAUGCUGCUGACAGCCACAGCACCUGGUCGGCAGCAGGUGAGGAACCAGGGAGCCUACCUGAUCCUGCGUGAGCUACACAGCUGGGAGCCGGAGCCCGACGUGCGCGUGGCCUGCGAGAAACUCAUUCAGGUGCUCAUUGGGGAUGAGCCAGAGCAGGGCAUGGAAAACCUGCUGGAGGUGCAGGUGCCUGAAGACGUGGAGCAGCAGCUGCGGCGGCUGGACCACCAGGAGCAGGAACAGCACACCCGGGAGCGGUCAGAGGAGCUGGCUCCGGAGCCACGAGCUGGAGGGGCUACACCCACCUGAGCUCCGGGCCUUCCCGCAGCCAGCUGUGGGCCUCUGGGUCUCCUUGCUCAGAGGCUGUUCCCUGCCGAGAGGUCUCUAGGGUGGAUGUCCGAUACGCCUGGGAGGGCGAGGGGACCUCUUUGUGCCCCGUGACUUCCAGCAACUCCGGUUGCUUGGAGCAGCGCUGGUCAGUCAGAGCUAGCCGUGCUCCAGGACUCUCAGGUGCCUCCAGGAAGAUGGCUCACGGGCGGGACGGAUAAACAGUGCAAGCCUGAGCAGCCCCGGAGGGCACUGUCGAGGUCUGUGCAUCGGUGGGCGUCCAGGUAUAAGCAGUGCCCUUUGCUGCCAGGCCCACCCCAAGUCCUCUGUUCUGGGGUCCUCAACGUGCCCUGCCUGAGACCCAGCCUCAAAGGACUGGCCUCGUGAGACUUUCAGCAUCAGCCUGUCCUGGGAUCUCCUAGGGCUGUGACCCCUGGCCUGUCCUUGGAGUGCUUGCUGGGCGCUGUGUUCCCAUCAUUCUCUCCACCUUCCUGCUUGACCUGUGCCCCAGGACGGCCCUCAGCCCCUUGCUGUCUUCUCUGGCCCGCCCUGCUGUGACGUACUUGCUGUCCGCUCUGACCGGGCCCUGUCCUUGGAAGGCUUCCUUGAGUGUCCGAGCCCUUUGCCUGACACACUCAGAGUGUCUCUGUGAUGUGCCUGCAUCCUCGCUCUUAAGCAGAUCUCUCCCCUUCCCGCCCUUUGUCACCUUGGAGCCUCCUAUGGGCCCAAGAACCUUGUCCUUCCCCAGCUCCUUGUGUGGUCCCUCAGUUCUAAAGCUGCCACACCAGGCCUGGUAGAGGGUCAGUGUGGCCCUCCCCCUGCCGCGCUCCUUUCCCAGGGCCAUCUUGGGCCCAGGAUUCCAGAGUCCUGGCCUUCCCAGGCCCCUUGCACUCUGGCACUGGAGUGCUGCUGCCGCGAGAGCUCCCAGCACCCCCACUCCGCGUGUCCUCAGUCCUGGCACUGCCUGCAAAGCUGGGGGUCCACUCCGGUUCCUCCCGUUGAGGCCGGUCGCUUCGCGGGUGUGAGGUAUCUCUUUCCCCUCUGGUACUCUCUGUUGUUUUCCUCUCCUCCCAACUAAAAAUGUGGCACGGAAGUGUGUUCUCCCGGGAUGGUUCCCCGUGGCUGGUUGCCCUUCCUGCACAGAGACAUCCACAUCCCCUCCACAAAAUAAACGCUUUAUCUGGC